Molecule: messenger RNA, 2040 nt
Organism: Phytophthora infestans T30-4
Lineage: Eukaryota; Oomycota; Peronosporomycetes; Peronosporales; Peronosporaceae
Product: interferon-induced GTP-binding protein Mx
Exons: 2
Coding region: 1-2040 (679 amino acids)
Cellular component (GO): membrane; cytoplasm; microtubule
Molecular function (GO): GTP binding; microtubule binding; GTPase activity
Source: RefSeq, a predicted model, not a curated record
AUGAAGAUCAACGGGUUGUUGGCGCGGGCUCGUAGCUGUGAGGAAGAGCGCAGAGUGAUCGACCAGCUUCGUGAUGUUGGGCUGGAUCAGUACAUCGAGUUGCCUCAGAUUGCAGUUAUGGGAGACACGUCCAGUGGCAAGUCGUCCCUACUUUCCGCACUCUCGGGUGUAUCCUUCCCGUCGAACGACCAACUCACGACGAGAUGCCCCACCCAACUCAUUCUGACCCGCGCCGACACUUUCCGUGGCACCGUCAGACUCGUCCGUUAUCAAUCGGGUAGUGAGAACGGCGAAGGCGAAGAGAAACAAGACCUUAACCGACUAAAAGACGUCCCCGACUCUAUCACGAAACUCACGCAGAAACUCGUCGAUGAAGGCCAGUACAUCAGCGACGACCAGAUCGUGAUCGAGAUGUGUGGCCCUGAGCUGCCCAACCUCACACUCACCGACCUACCGGGUCUAGUGCGCACGGUGGGUGACCAUGAAGACCAGAGUCUCAUUCCGAGAGUUCGGCAGAUGGUUGACCGAUACAUGAAACAGGAGCAAACUGUGAUCAUCGCCGUGGUGCCAGCCAAUGUGGAUAUGCACAACACGGAGAUCCUACAAGCAGCUCAGGAAGCUGAUCCGAAUGGCACACGCACGAUUGCAGUAGUGACGAAGGUGGACUUGGUGGAUGCUGGUGCCGAGUUGGCAGUGCACGAAUUGUUGCUGAACAAGAAGAAGAAAAUGCGUCUGGGAUACCACGCCGUCAAGUGCCGUAACCAACGUGAACUAGCCAAGGGAACGAGUAUCGAGAAAGGAUUGGCGAACGAGAUGGCAUUCUUUCGUCAGCACGAGUACUGGAGUCGUUUACCUACUCAUCUGUGGGGCGUUCAGAGACUGACAGAGCGCUUGGUUUCGAUCUUGGAAGAUAAUAUUCGACGUUCAUUGCCAAAGGUGAUUGAUGAGAUCAGCGCGCGCAUGAGCGAAACCCAGAAGCAGUUGCUGAAAUUGGGCACGACAUUGAAGUCGCCCGGUGCUCAGCGUCAGCAGUUUGGCAAGUGGGUCAACCAGUAUCUACGUCUGAUGGAAGCUGCCAUGACGGGGCAGUAUGAACUCUUGUCACCUAAUGGAGCCACCUCAAUGCCAGAAGCGCGGCUGAGAGCUGUGCUGCGACGGAAAGACCGCACCUUUCGGGAGGAAAUCGAAGCUUCGAAGACAAGCGACACCCGAGGGACUGAUGUUUUAUGUGAAGAGUUGCCGCACGAAUGGCUGGGUGCUACACGCUGGAAAUUUGCGUCUGGGGUUAUGGCGGCUAAUGGCCUGAAGCAGUUUAUUCAAGCGAAUCGAGGCGACGAGCUUGCCAUUUUCCCGUCCUACCGCGUGUUUUGCAGCUGCGUCCAGCGAAGUUUGAGAAAGUGGGAGCGCCCAGCACUUGAACUACUCGAACGCUACUACUCGCAUACGAAAUCCACGUCUCACCAUCUCAUCUCGACGGUUUUAGCUGGUAGCGAAAGCACACGAGUCGAGAGGUUCUUCAAGAGAACAACUGACCGAGUGCUUGGUAGCUUGAAGGAAGUUGCCGCUCGAGAGCUGCAGUUGUUGCUGCAGCACGAAGCUCGACCGUACACCCAAGACCAGCGUCUGUACGAGGAGCUGGACAGCCUUCGUCAACGAGCUUUACACGCCCGACUGGAAGCUGCGCUUCCACGCGGAGACAAGUACGGGAUGGUAUCUCUAGCCAAUGUCACGGAAGCGCUUGGAGGGAUCUCCAUGGCUUCCGAUGAUCGUGAAGCUUUGGAGAUGGGAGUUGCGCUACGUGCCUAUCUGGAGGUGGCUUCACAUCGGUUUAUCGACGUGGUGCCUAUGAAGUUGAAUGGGUUAUUACUGGAUUCGUUCGUGCGUGAAAUGGAGAGCGAGUUGCUGGGUGCUGCCACCGAUGAGAAAGUGGCUGAGCUGCUAAGAGAGAACUCGGACAAGGCAGCUCGUCGUCAGCAACUCGUCAAUGAGCUUUGUACUCUUGAGAAAGGUAAAAUGAUACUCGAGAUGAGCGAAUUCUAG